Messenger RNA from Vigna unguiculata (cowpea), 1955 nucleotides. RefSeq names its product rust resistance kinase Lr10-like. Gene Ontology annotation, biological process: protein phosphorylation. Gene Ontology annotation, molecular function: ATP binding; protein kinase activity. NCBI's taxonomy places the organism in Eukaryota, Viridiplantae, Streptophyta, Magnoliopsida, Fabales, Fabaceae. The record is from RefSeq and is a predicted model, not a curated record.
UUGAAUGAGAAACAGUUUGGACAUGAUGCUGUGGAGAGAGACAACAUUGUUGGUGGUACUACUGCUACUUCUACUCCACACAAGUCAUGCUCGUUGUCUUCCUUCUUCGUGUGGCAAAAUCAGCAACAUCACUUAUCCAUUUCGAUUAAAAGGCGACCCAGAAAAGUGUGGUGAGGAAAGGUAUGAGGUUGGUUGUGAGAAUAAUGUUACGGUGUUGUAUCUGCACUCUGCAAAAUACCAUGUUCAGGCAAUCAACUACAACAAGUACACAGUGAGAGUGGUUGAUCCUGCUCUUCAACUCCAUAACUGCUCCUCUCUUCCUCUCCGCUCCCUCUCUCGCUCCAAUUUCUCUGACACUUACACGCACCGCAUGGGUCCAUACCAAGCCGGUCUAGAUUCAUAUGAAAAUUGGGAAUCGCUGAGUUUCAAGCAUAUAGUGUUUGUGAAUUGUAAGCAUUCAGUGAGAGAGAAUGUAAAGUAUGUGAAAACAGAAGAGUGCGUGAAGUGGGACUCAAAGGGCUAUGCAUAUGCUUUUGUUGGUGACCUGAAAGCAGAGGACAUUGAAGUUGGGUGUGACAUAAAGCUUGUUGCUCCAACAUCUUUGAGGACUUUCAAUAACCAUUCCUACACUUCCAUGCACAGCAGCUUGGCCUAUGGAUUUGAGAUUUCUUGGGUAAAACUCGCCUGCCAGAAUUGUCUACUCUCAUCAACCUAUUGCUAUUUCGACUCUUCUAUACAGAAGCUUCAAUAUUGCAACUUCGGUAUACUGGAAGAGCUGAUACAGAAAUCAGCAGGUACCCCAUUUGUCUUGAUGGCAUGGAGUUGUAGAGGUUUGCUUGGAAUACCACCAUUGAUUGUUGUGGUUUUGAUAUGCAAAUGGCGGAAAAGAUAUGCAUCAAUGUAUCAAAAUAUUGAAAACUAUCUUAAGAAAAAUAAUAUGGCACCUAUUAGAUACUCAUACAAGCAAAUUAAGAAGAUGGCUGGAGGGUUUAAAGAGAAAUUAGGGGAAGGAGGAUUUGGUUCGGUAUUUAAGGCAAAGUUGUCCAAUGGACCUUGUGUGGCAAUCAAAAUGUUAGACAAAUCCAAAGGAAAUGGACAAGAUUUUAUCAGUGAAAUUGCAACCAUCGGAAGAAUACAUCAUCAAAAUGUGGUAAAGUUAAUUGGAUUUUGUGUUCAUGGCUCAAAGCGUUAUAUUGUGUAUGAAUUCAUGUCCAAUGGAUCUCUCGAUAAAUUUAUUUUUUCAAAAGAUGAGAGGGUUCAUUUAAGUUAUGAAAAAAUAUAUAAUAUAUCAAUUGAAGUGGGUCGUGGGAUUGCUUAUCUCCACCAUGGGUGUGAGAUGAAGAUUUUGCAUUUUGAUAUAAAACCCCACAACAUCCUCCUAGAUGAAAACUUUCUACCGAAGAUCUCUGACUUUGGGUUGGCAAAGCUAUAUUCAAUAGAUAAUAGCAUUGUCACAAUGACUGCAGCAAGAGGAACCAUUGGAUAUAUGGCUCCAGAAUUAUUUUAUAAUAACAUUGGAGGAAUAUCCAAUAAGGUUGAUGUGUAUAGUUUUGGAAUGCUUUUGAUGGAGAUGGCAAGCAAGAGAAAGAAUUUAAACCCCCUUGUAGAACACUCAAGUCAGCUUUACUUUCCACUUUGGAUUUAUAAUCACAUUAGAGAAGAGGAAAUUAUUGAAAUGGAAGAUAUGACAGAGGAUGAAAGGAAAAUAAUAAAGAAGAUGAUCAUAGUGGCACUGUGGUGUAUACAAUUGAAACCAAAUGAUCGUCCCUCAAUGGAUAGAGUAGUAGAAAUGCUUGAAGGAGAUGUUGAAGACUUGGAAAUGCCUCCAAAACCUAUUCUCUACCCAGAUGAAACGGUGAUAGAGGAUCAAACAAUCAACUCUAAAUAGAUGUAUUCAAUGUUGAAAUUACUUUGUUUGUACAGUAUAUACAAUUCUACGAUGAACAAUAAUAUUU